CAAUAAACCGAUGACGUAAAGGAUGACAAAUCUCAAGUUUGGCAAGCGCGCGAGGCGCUCAUUCACUCGCAGCUGCGCGUGGGACCGGAGCGCAAUAGCGCGCGCUCGUCCGCAUCGCUCAUCGGCGCGUGCAGCGCUUCAUCCUUUUUUUUUUCAAUGGGCUGCGGCGGGAGUCGAGCAGACGCUAUCGAACCUCGAUAUCACGAGAGCUGGACCAGAGAAACCGAGUCGACGUGGCUCACCAACACCGACGCUGAAAUCCCCAACGGCGUGACUUCUAAGAGCCGCGGCGCGCGCGGAGAAUCCGGCCAUCGCAUUAAAGACGGCUCAAAACUACCAGGUCGAGGUAUGGAGGCCAGGUCCUGUGGAGACAGAGGCAGACAGAUGGUUAAUGCAGGAACUCAAUGUGGAAAGCAGGUUUUGACUUCCAGCACCUGCACAAACCACCGAGAAAAAAGCAGUCGAGAGGUUUUCAGGCGCUGCAUUAAAUAACUAACAGCUAUUUACGGCCUAUUAUACAUCCAAAGCAGACGAGCGACUCGAGGCCGACGACGCGAAAGGAGGAAACCACACGUUCUGAAGGGGUUUCAUAUAAUGCUGACCCAGGGGAGCCGUGAAGGAGGAAAAAAAACAUCUUCGUCUGAUGCGGAGGAUACGCUGUGAAACCCUGAAGAGUUGGGCGAUGUGGAUUAUGGGCUCUGUAAGAAACCAUAAAGAGAAACAGAGCGUCACAAGAGAUGAUUUCUUAUCAACGCACACUUAGCUUAACAUGCUUUGCUUCAGUUUGCUGCAAAACUGGGUUAAAAAAGAUGCAUCUGAUCACUAGCACGGCAAGCACAGGUUUUAGUCGACCCUGAUGCCCUCACAGGAGUUACUGAGCAAAGCACAUCCGUAAUGGUGAUGAUUCAAGUUCAUAAAACAAAUGUUUGGCGAUGCUUCACGUCCGUAAUGUUGCACAAAGGGGUUGUCGCUUGCAAUUAAUAAUGGCUCUUGGAAUUUCACUAAUAUGAACGCAAAUGAUGUUUCAAAAGACAAAGCUGAAUAUUUGCCUACAUAAAAAAACAGCAACGAUUCUAAUCGAUUUGUUGAUUAAUAACCUAUUGUGUUUUUUUUUUUGUUCAUCCCAUGCUUGUAAAUAUACUUCCAUUCUUGCAAAUUGAAAAGCACCUUUUGCCAUGUAGCCGAAGUAAUUCGUUAUUGCAUUUUAUUUUGUUAAGUUAAAAUGAAUUGUAUUUAGUGUGACAUUUUUAAUGAUGGCAGCUGCUGUAAAAAUCCCUGGAACCGCUAGAUGGAGCGGUUUAUCUCGCAUUGCAAUUGCACGGGCAUCUGAGACGUUACCUGAGCGUGUUUCUACCGGAAAAUAGACGAACAGACACGCGCGGGUUAAAAUAGUGAAGAGCGCUAUAUUUGAUCGAAAUGUUUAACUAUCCCAAGACUAUGUAAAUCACGAGAGCGAUGUUGUUACCUCGAGCAAAACGUGCGAUGCAAGAUUGUUUUUAUGCGUGCAUUUUAUUUCAAAUUUACUGUCUAGCUUAAUAUUUAUGCCAUCAUCCUGAUUUCUCAACAGUUAUAAACACGUAGGAAAAGUUUUUACGAUUUAUAAAAGCAAAUAAAAUAGCUAAUAGAGAGUGCAUUAAACAUAUACGACACGUGGUAUGCAAAUCUGUAUGUGCAGAGCACCUGCUGCAUGAAAUGUAAUGAUAUUCUGUAUCGUCAGUGUCCAGAAAAAUAAACAAAUAGACAAAUUAAUCAAAUGGG
Messenger RNA from Puntigrus tetrazona (Sumatra barb), 1758 nucleotides. RefSeq names its product brain and acute leukemia cytoplasmic protein. Bases 157 to 492 code for a protein of 111 amino acids. The transcript is spliced from 3 exons. Gene Ontology annotation, cellular component: cytoplasm. The record is from RefSeq and is a predicted model, not a curated record. NCBI's taxonomy places the organism in Eukaryota, Metazoa, Chordata, Actinopteri, Cypriniformes, Cyprinidae.